Corylus avellana is the source of this 2319-nucleotide messenger RNA. RefSeq names its product RGA-like 1 (gene RGL1). The record is from RefSeq and is a predicted model, not a curated record. NCBI's taxonomy places the organism in Eukaryota, Viridiplantae, Streptophyta, Magnoliopsida, Fagales, Betulaceae.
AACAAAAACAAAAACCAAAAACAAUAAAGAAAAAAGAAAUCGUAUAAUUUCAAAAACCGAAAAAGAAAAUCCCAUUAUUAUGGCCUCUGCUUGUUCCUUAUCCCUUCCGGCCCUAGUUCCUCCUCCUGUUCCUUCAUUGGACCUCCCACCCAUCUCAACACCUUCUUUUAGAUAAAAGAACGAAAAAAAGGAAAGGAAUUCCAGCGAACCAGUCUAAAACAAGAACCCAAUUGGUCACCCAUGUGCAAAUUCUGAGUCGUUUUGCUUUGCUUUGGGCUUUUUCUUCUUGCUUUUUUGAGAAUAGUCAGAGAGAGAUGAACAACAAGAGGAGCCACCAGGAAAGCGCCGGUGGAGCUGGCUACGGUGGUAUAGGCAAGGGCCAUGAAUGCUCAUCAACGUCUAGCGGUAAGGCCAAGAUGUGGGAUGAAGAGCAGGACGCAGGAGGAGGAGGGAUGGAUGAGCUACUGGAGGUGUUGGGGUACAAGGUCAAGUCAUCGGAGAUGGCUGACGUGGCGGAGAAGCUGGAGCAGCUGGAGAUGGCCAUGGGCACAACGCUGCAUCUCCCAGGCGAUACCGUCCAUUUCAACCCGUCCGAUCUUUCUGGGUGGGUCCAGAGCAUGCUCACCGAGCUCAAUAAUCCAGCAGCCAAUCUUGAUAUUCUAGAUCACCCAGUGCUUCAGAGCCACCGUGUCGAUGAUCCUCUUCUGGCUCCUGCUGAAUCCUCCUCCGUCAGCACCGUCGGCUUUUCCAAUUCUCGGCAGCAACAGAUUGAGACCACCCAGUCCUCCCGGGUCUACAACGACGACUCUGAGUACGAUCUCAGAGCUAUUCCUGGCUCUGCUGCGUACCCGCAAACCCAAGAGAAGGAAAGUAACCGAAAGCGAUUGAAAACAUCAAGUGGGUCUAGUAAUUCUUUACCUCCGCCUACAUUACUGCCAUCUUCGCAACCAAUUGGGACUGUUGCCGAACCGACUCGGCCAGUGAUUCUGGUUGACUCGCAGGAGACCGGGGUCCGACUCGUCCACACCCUCUUGGCUUGUGCCGAAGCAGUCCAACAAGACAACCUGAAGCUCGCAGACGCUCUCGUCAAACACGUCCACGUGUUGGCGGCGUCGCAGGCGGGAGCCAUGGGAAAGGUCGCCGGGUACUUCGCCGAAGCGUUAGCUCGCCGGAUUUACAGAAUUUACCCACAAGAUUCUCUCAGCGUUAGCUACUCUGAUAUGCUGCAAAGGUACUUCUACGAGACCUGCCCUUACCUCAAGUUCGCGCAUUUCACUGCCAACCAAGCGAUACUAGAAGCGUUUGCGACCGCCAGCAGGGUUCACGUCAUUGAUUUCGGGCUAAAGGAAGGGAUGCAAUGGCCGGCACUAAUACAAGCGCUUGCAUUGAGGCCGGGCGGGCCACCGGCGUUCAGGUUAACCGGAAUCGGUCCGCCCCAGCCGGACAACACUGACGCUUUGCAGCAAGUGGGUUGGAAAUUGGCGCAAUUGGCGGACGCCAUUGGCGUCGAAUUUCAUUUCCGGGGCUUCGUCGCGAACAGCUUGGCAGACAUCGAGCCGUCAAUGCUCGAUCUUGGCCCCGCCGACACCGAGGCCGUGGCGGUGAACUCUGUGUUCGAGCUCCACCGCCUGUUGGCUCGGCCCGGCGCAAUCGACAAGGUGUUGUCCUCGAUCAAGGCCAUGAGGCCCAAGAUUGUCACCCUAGUGGAGCAGGAAGCCAACCACAACGGGCCGGUUUUUCUGGACCGGUUCACGGAGGCCUUGCAUUAUUAUUCCAGCUUGUUCGACUCGAUGGAGGGGUCUGGGUUGGUGCCGCCCACCGAUGACCAGCUCAUGUCCGAGAUGUACUUGGGGAGGCAGAUUUGUAACGUGGUGGCCUCCGAAGGGGCCGACCGAGUCGAGCGGCAUGAGACGCUGACCCAGUGGCGGGCUCGGAUGGGUUCAGCAUCGUUCGAGCCGGUCCACCUGGGGUCCAACGCGUUCAAGCAGGCCAGCAUGUUGUUGGCCUUGUUUGCGGGUGGGGAUGGUUACAGGGUGGAGGAGAACAACGGGUGUCUCAUGCUUGGGUGGCACACUCGGCGGCUUAUCGCCACCUCGGCUUGGCAACCCGCCACAGAAUCCCAUUGAGUCAACUCAGUUCAGUGAGUUUUGGCAACCGAAGGAGCGAGUGGGCGUGAUUAUCUCAGUUAGACGAGUGAGUGAGGUAGGGGUUAAAAAACCAAUCCAAGUGUGUAAUUCCUCUUUCCCUAGCCUUUUGUUUUUCUUCGUAAUUUAAUAAUAAUUUGAUUUUUAACUGGGGGUGAAAGUGGAAGGCCCUGCC